This is a messenger RNA of Kwoniella shivajii, 477 nucleotides long. RefSeq lists its product as uncharacterized. The transcript has 3 exons. Lineage: Eukaryota; Fungi; Basidiomycota; Tremellomycetes; Tremellales; Cryptococcaceae. The record is from RefSeq and is a predicted model, not a curated record. The coding region runs from base 1 to 477 and encodes 158 amino acids.
AUGUCUGCCUCCAGCUCUACAGAAUCUGGUCCCUCUACACUCCGAUCACGUUCACACCGUCCACCAUCACUCCGGCAAACCGAUUCUCAUCAAAGUAAUUCAUCAGCUCCACACGAGAGUCCUGCUAGGGAGGAUGGUCCCAAGUCUGGUGUAUCAGCUGGAUCAUCAAAUGUGCAAUUUCCAGGAGGACUGUAUUUGCCUGCUGUCAAAGGUACGAUAGGAGGAAUAGAAUCACCGCGAAGGCACGUUCGAGGUUCAGCAAGUAUAUCUACACUCCGUAACGAAACUCCUACAACACCGAAUUCUAAACCAUCCUCCGAUACGACUGUACAACCUCACAAUCCCGAACAAAACGCUCCCCCGCCUCCACCAGCGAGCAGAGCGAUAUUUAGAAGUGACCACACAAUCAAAAGCUGCUUGUUGGGCCUGAAGAUGGAUAAAGCAAGCGAAAUUGCUAGGUUAUUUGGAGCUGCUUAG